This is a messenger RNA of Bacidia gigantensis, 1206 nucleotides long. RefSeq lists its product as uncharacterized. The transcript has 2 exons. Lineage: Eukaryota; Fungi; Ascomycota; Lecanoromycetes; Lecanorales; Ramalinaceae. Gene Ontology annotation, molecular function: tRNA methyltransferase activity. Gene Ontology annotation, biological process: tRNA methylation. Gene Ontology annotation, cellular component: cytoplasm. Bases 1 to 1206 code for a protein of 401 amino acids. The record is from RefSeq and is a predicted model, not a curated record.
AUGCCACCGCCCCAUUCCCUUCCUCCAAUACCCGCCCUCUUCCACACCCGCAAAUCCGCCAUCCUCUCCCACCUCUCCACUCCAGCUGAGACCUAUACGGACGCGUCCCCCAAAGGCUCUGUUGAUGCUGGGAUAGUCGGAUUGAUAGAUAGGAUCAAUGCUAUUGAGGGGCUGGUGACGACUAGUAGCUGUGCUGGACGGAUCAGUGUAUUUGUCGAGGGCAGGAAAGGGACUGGGAAGAAGAGCGGGCGGAAGUUGAGGAAUGGAAGAAAUGAAGUGAGAGAAAGCCAGAAGCCGGAGAGCGAGAACGACAGGGUGGAUGAGAAGAGCACUGAUGGAUAUCUGGAAACGAGUGGGAAGGAGGAUAGGCAUCAAAGUCGUCCUGAACAAAAUUCGACUUUAGUGCAGCAUGGAAAUGGCAGUGGUGUGGACAUAGAAGGUGUUCCAGUGGAUACUGAACGUGGCCAGGACAUUAAUGGCAAGGCGGAUAAGAAGGGUUUGAGUAAGGAAAGGAAGGGAGUGCCUGGAGGCAAAGGCAAUGGCGGGCGCUGGCUCUUCGUCUCCCACGAGGCAUUAAGCAAAGAGAAGAUCGAAGGUAACCUGGCUCAAUUGCUUGGUCUACCAGAAUUAGACCGGAGUGAUAAAAAAGAGGGAUUGGAUGAAAAUAUGGAAGAGAGAAGAUUAGUGAGAUUUCAAUUCGAGCCUAUGAUCCUCCACGUAAUGUGUGCUUCUCUGCACCAUGCACAGCAUAUCUUAAGCUCUGCCAUUAAUGCUGGAUUUCGAGAGAGCGGUGUCCAGAGCCUCAAAAAUCUAAAUGAUGAGAAUGCAUUUCCCAUGGUCGCUCUAAGGACUUCCGGGUUAGCAUUCGAAUCUUUGGUUGCAUACGUCGGAGAAGAUGAGAUUGAGCAGGAGACCAUCCGAAGCCUCGUUGAUGAAACGUAUCUACGAAUUUUGGUGCAGAUCGCUAAUGAACGAUUCGGGACUAACGCUGAGAGAAGACGUAGGUUUGAAUCAUUACUGGCCUCCUCUAAGGGCGUUUUACGAGUCUCUGAUCCAGCUGAAAGACAAAUGCUUAAAAAAGCCGAGGGUUUAAAAAGACAAGUUGAAGUUCGUAACGGUCGUCAUAGUGGAAUUGAAAGUUAUACCGGCAAGGCAGACGUCAUUCUCAUGGAUCUUAUGAGCUUGGAUGGAGAUUGUCAAUGUUGA